CCAAACUGAGCCGGAUUCGCGCCCCAGCGUGGUCCGCGUCGCACCGCCAUGACGUAACCCACGCGCCGCCGCCGUCGAGCUGGGGGCGGGUCUGGAGGGCGGGGGCGGUGCCGGGCGGGGGCCAAGCUGCGGGCCUCUGCGGCCAUCGCUGUCUGUGCUGUCACUUCCCCUUGCCCGCUCCCCGCCCCCCUGGGCCGAGAGGAGUUGGUGGCUUCGGUGGCCUCAUCGUGAGGGCAGCUUCAGGAGCUGGGCAUCCAGCACGGCGCGAUGUGGAGCGCCGUGACGGCUCUGUGAGUCCAAGGCCGCGGCCGUGGCGCGCUGGGCGGCUGCGGGGCCUGGCCGGGUCCGCUCAUGGUGCCGCCACGACGCCAUCGCGGGGCAGGAAGGCCAGGUGUGCUGAGUUCUUCACCUCCUUUUAGACUGACAUCUGUCAAGUUUUCAGGGAUUGCUCUGGAAGAUCUAAGAAAGGCCCUUAAGACAAGACUGCAAAUGGUGUGUGUAUUUAUCAUGAACCGAAUGAAUUCCCAGAACAGUGGUUUCACUCAGCGCAGGCGAAUGACUCUUGGGAUUGUUAUUCUCCUACUUGUUGAUGUGAUAUGGGUUGCUUCCUCAGAACUUACUUCGUAUGUUUUUACUCAGUACAACAAACCAUUCUUCAGCACCUUUGCAAAAACAUCUAUGUUUGUUCUGUACCUUUUGGGCUUUAUUAUUUGGAAGCCAUGGAGGCAACAGUGUACCAGGGGAUUACGAGGAAAGCAUACCGCUUUUUUUGCAGAUGCUGAAGGUUACUUUGCUGCUUGCACAACAGAUACAACUAUGAAUAGUUCUUUGAGUGAACCUCUGUAUGUUCCUGUGAAAUUUCAUGACCUUCCAAGUGAAAAACCUGAGAGCACAAACACUGAUACUGAAAAAACUCCCAAAAAGUCUCGUGUGAGGUUCAGUAAUAUCAUGGAGAUUCGACAACUUCCAUCAAGCCACGCCCUGGAAGCGAAGUUAUCUCGCAUGUCGUAUCCUACUGUGAAAGAACAGGAAUCCAUACUGAAAACCGUGGGGAAACUAACUGCGGCUCAAGUAGCGAAAAUCAGCUUUUUUUUCUGCUUUGUGUGGUUUUUGGCAAAUUUGUCCUAUCAAGAAGCACUUUCAGACACACAGGUUGCUAUAGUUAAUAUUUUGUCUUCAACUUCUGGACUUUUUACCUUAAUCCUUGCUGCAGUGUUUCCAAGUAACAGUGGAGAUAGAUUUACCCUUUCUAAACUAUUAGCUGUAAUUUUAAGCAUUGGAGGUGUUGUACUUGUAAACCUGUCUGGCUCUGAAAAAUCUGCUGGAAGAGAUACAAUAGGUUCCAUUUGGUCUCUUGUUGGAGCCAUGCUCUAUGCUGUCUAUAUUGUUAUGAUUAAGAGAAAAGUAGACAGAGAAGAUAAGUUGGAUAUUCCAAUGUUCUUUGGUUUUGUAGGUUUGUUUACUCUGCUGCUCCUAUGGCCAGGUUUUUUUUUACUUCAUUAUACUGGAUUUGAGGACUUUGAGUUUCCCAAUAAAGUAGUAUUAAUGUGCAUUAUCAUUAAUGGCCUUAUUGGAACAGUUCUCUCAGAGUUCCUGUGGUUGUGGGGCUGCUUUCUUACCUCAUCAUUGAUAGGCACACUUGCACUAAGCCUUACGAUACCUCUCUCCAUAAUAGCUGACAUGUGCAUGCAAAAGGUGCAGUUUUCUUGGUUAUUUUUUGCAGGCGCUAUCCCUGUAUUUUUUUCAUUUUUUAUUGUAACUCUCUUAUGCCACUAUAAUAAUUGGGAUCCUGUGAUGGUGGGAAUCAGAAGAAUUUUUGCCUUUAUAUGCAGAAAACAUCGAAUUCAGAGAGUUCCAGAAGACAGCGAACAGUGUGAGAGUCUCAUUCCUAUGCACGGUGUUUCUCAGGAGGAUGGAGCUAGUUAGCUGUUGUCUGUGUAGCCCAGCUUGAUAAUGGAACAUUAUGCAGCGAAGAGACAAUCUCUGGCAAGUUUUUGUAGAAAAAUGUUUCAGUGCCUAGUCUGAAAAAUAACAGUUUCAGUUCUUUGAAACUCUAAAAUAUAUUUUUCUCAUAUCUGUUUUCUUCAUUUUCAUAAUGAAGUACUUUGCUAUGUAGCUAUGUACAUAUCACUACAAUUAUAGGAAGUUCCAGUUCAUAGUCCAUCUAAAGGACCAAUCUGCCUUACCACCUCUCAAGGAAUUCAGUUGAUGAAAUCAUUUGAACUAAUCAAGAAAUGAAUCCUAACUGUCUGGAGACGUUAUUUUCACCAUCUUUGUUAAAUGCUGGACUAUAUUAUGAAAAUAUUUUUAAGAAAUUGCUUAAGUGUUCACAGACCAGUAUUUCUGACAGGUAAAAAUGCUAAAAUAAGCUGCCUGUGAUAGGUACGGAUUAUAUUUUUGAGUUUUGUAGAAUACUGAAAAUUACACAGAAAAAUGUUUAAUUUAUGCAACAAGUAUGUUCAUGCAAAUUUGGUAGGACUUCAAAAAGAAUAAAUAUUUGAGAAACGAUCUGAUUCACUUACACUACAUAAACUGUAUUAUCCUUUCAUAGCAUUAGGUGCCUUGUAUUUUAAAUCUGUGACAAAUUAUGACAUUUUUAAAGGGGAGUAUUAUUGUAAAAUGAAGAAUUAUGUAUUUCUAAAGGCUGUAUUGCUGUAAAUUUAAUUGAUAAAACUCUGUUUAGAGUUUUGAAGAAAUAUUGUCUCUUCAGUUAAGAACUUUUCAUAAUGGAAUGAUUUAAAUUGAAGUGAUAAAAAGAGUAUUAUUAAAAUAAAAUUUUUAUAUGUGU
Otolemur garnettii (small-eared galago) is the source of this 2788-nucleotide messenger RNA. It is a transcript of the gene SLC35F5, whose product is annotated as solute carrier family 35 member F5. NCBI's taxonomy places the organism in Eukaryota, Metazoa, Chordata, Mammalia, Primates, Galagidae. The record is from RefSeq and is a predicted model, not a curated record. Gene Ontology annotation, biological process: regulation of peptide transport. Bases 352 to 1926 code for a protein of 524 amino acids. Gene Ontology annotation, cellular component: membrane. The transcript has 16 exons.